Argentina anserina (silverweed cinquefoil) is the source of this 742-nucleotide messenger RNA. RefSeq lists its product as uncharacterized. Lineage: Eukaryota; Viridiplantae; Streptophyta; Magnoliopsida; Rosales; Rosaceae. The transcript is spliced from 4 exons. The coding region runs from base 384 to 686 and encodes 100 amino acids. The record is from RefSeq and is a predicted model, not a curated record.
CUCAGUCCUCACCUCUUUUCGUAGAAAAACAAAAACUAGAAACUCAAGUACUGAGCCGCCAUCAAGGCUCUUCUUUUUCCUAGAUCUAGUUCGUAGCAAGAGAAGACCUCUCUUAUUGUCUUCAUUCUUAGGAAAUGACUAAGCAAUCAGGGACAACACCAUCCAUUGGAACCUCCACAUCAAGCUCAAUGGUGCUAGCUCCUCCAGUCACUAUCCCUAAUGCAGCAACCCCUACUGCAACACCUGAUGCAACCCCUGUUGUAACUCCUGAUGCCACCCCUGCUGCAACACCUGAUGCCACCCCUACUGCAACCCCUGGUUCAGAGACUCAAAAUCAAUUGAAGAGGAAGAAUCAGAGUGUGGCAUGGGACCACUUCACUUAGAUGAAAAAUCCUGACGGUUCGAGGUUGGCUAAGCAGAGGGCAAAAUGUUUCCACUGUCCGCAUACUUACUUAUGCGAUACAAAGUCAAAUGGUACAAGCAACAUGAGAAACCACUUGUUCUACCACUGCAAGAAGUGUCCCCUGUACAUUCCCAGUAAAAAACAGAAGAACUUGGUGUGGGAUUCUGCUGAAAAUGAGGGAAAGCUUAUUGCAAAGGGUUUCAAUGAGGAUGUAGCCAAAUUAGCUCUUGCUAGGAUGGUUGUUAGGGAUGAGCUGCCCUUUAGCUUCAUUGAAGGUGACUGACGAAACAAGUGAAGAAAUUACUUUCAGUGUCGUGGAAGUUGCACGCAGGAAGGAAG